AUGGUAGGCAGACUUCGGAAUAAUAAUUUAUGGGUUUUAAUGAGAAUUAUAGUGGUUUUUUUAGCUUUCAUUUCGAAAUUUGUUGAUUGUUCUAGUGUUGAAGGUAGGAAAGAGAUUAUUUUGUCCAAGGAAGAAGAUUUAGCGCUUGAAACACGUCUUAAGACCUUGAACAAACCACCCAUCAUAAGUUUUCAGAAAGACGAUGGAAGCAUUAUCGACUGCAUUGAUAUAUACAAACAACCCGCAUUUGAUCAUCCAAAGCUCAAAAAUCACAGGCUUCAGAUGAAACCUAGUUCAUUACUGCUGGAAAAGCUAGGAAUGUCACUUGAUCAAGAACAUAAAUUACCGUCGAAAGUCCUUCAAUGUCCUUCAGGAACGGUACCUAUUCGAAGAACACGAAAGGAGGAUUUGGUCACGGCAAAUGCGGUUUUAAGCCAUUAUCGUACAAUGACCGGAGGACCACCAUUUACUCCUUCACAAGGAAAUCAUUAUGCAGGAGCAGGGACUCCAAAUCAAACGUCGGAAAAAUACCUAGGAGCAAGGGCUGCAAUAGCUCUUUAUAAUUUGACAAUCGCGAUUCCUGCUCAAACCAGUGCAUCUUCCUUGCGAAUUGGUAGUGGUGUUGACGGUCCAUUCAACAGUAUCGAGUAUGGAUACACUGUAAGUCAUCAUUUCACUCCUACAAUAGAGUAUUACUCCAAGUUCAACCAACAAUUAUAUGGAGAUAGAAAAGCGCGAACUUUUAAUUUGUGGACGGCUGAUGGGUUCAGUAAGACAGGAUGCUUUAACAUGCUUUGCCCCGGAUUUGUUCAAGUAAACCAACUCCGUCAUAUGGGAGAUGAACUUACCUAUUUUUCGGAGUAUGAUAAAAACAAGACAUUUAUGUUGUUAGGAAUUAUCAAGGACCCAAAAACACAAAAUUGGUGGAUAGUAGAGAGCCUUCCACAAGCAACAAAUCAAUAUAUAGGAUAUUGGCCAAAGGAGUUGUUGCCAGAAAUGAGUGAAUUUGCAACAAAUGUUCAAGUUGGUGGGAAGGUGUAUAAUCCUUCAAUUGAGCCUUCAAAAACUCCCAUGGGUUCAGGCCAUUUCGUGGCGGACGACUUACUCAAAACAUGCGAAGCUAUAGUCCAUGUUGUUAAUUCAACCUAUGGUCUCAUCCCUGAUGAAUCUCUUAAAAUGGAUGUUUUCGCGAAUGCACCUGAUCUUUACAAUGCUCAAUUUUUAGAUGGUGCCGAAGUUCUCUUUGGAGGACCUGAUUUUACGAUAUAA
Chenopodium quinoa (quinoa) is the source of this 1269-nucleotide messenger RNA. RefSeq lists its product as uncharacterized. The coding region runs from base 1 to 1269 and encodes 422 amino acids. NCBI's taxonomy places the organism in Eukaryota, Viridiplantae, Streptophyta, Magnoliopsida, Caryophyllales, Amaranthaceae. The record is from RefSeq and is a predicted model, not a curated record. The transcript has 7 exons.